AUACGACUUUGUUUGUCCUUGAGAGCAAAAUGGCGACUCGUAGUGUCCAACAAGGGUUGAAACAAGUAAAGCCUAUGCUCUCUGUUGACCGGACAGAGGCUAGGCGCAGAGUUUUGAACCUGUACAAGGCAUGGUAUCGACAAGUUCCGUAUGUAGUGAAAGACUUUCAUAUACCGGUGACUGUUGAGCAAGGCCGUGCCAAAGUGAGGGAAAUGUUCUUGAAGAACAAGCAUGUUUCAGAUGUGAGAGCUAUCGAUAUGCUGGUGAUAAAGGGCCAGAUGGACCUUGUGGAAACUGCCAAUAUCUGGAAACAGAGGAAUCACAUUAUGAUGUUUUUCCAGGACACAGUCAACCCUAAGCCAGCAGAUUUUCUCUCAAAGUUCUACGAAGGCCAAGAUUGAGCCAGGAUAGUUGUCUAGUUUAUAUGCUGAAUUUUUUUUUUUCAUAAUUAUUAUUAUUAAUUUCAAAGCAGUCAUUUCAUUCUACAUGCUCUGAAAAAGCAAUGAACUUUUCGAAAUAUGAUCCUGGACUUGAAAAUUUCUGCAUUGCAAAUUCUGUCACUUUUAGUAUAAAAAAUGGAGGUUUUCUUUUUGGAUGACUUUCAUUACUUUAUUACUAAAAGUCAUUGUUUUUUUCUUUAGUUUACAAUGAAGUUGGAAGUAGAGUGUAAUGUCCGUGUGUGUAUAUACCUGUAUGGAUAUGAGAGGAUUGAUUGAAUGUGAAAUGUAGUCCUCAUAUAUAGAUUUAUGGACCCCAUUGGUUGCCAUGCUGGGUUGAUGUUUUCGACUUGAAAUAAAUGUGAUGACAUCGAGCAUA
Messenger RNA from Aplysia californica (California sea hare), 816 nucleotides. Its product is annotated as NADH dehydrogenase [ubiquinone] 1 alpha subcomplex subunit 6. The record is from RefSeq and is a predicted model, not a curated record. The transcript has 3 exons. Lineage: Eukaryota; Metazoa; Mollusca; Gastropoda; Aplysiida; Aplysiidae. Bases 30 to 401 code for a protein of 123 amino acids. Gene Ontology annotation, biological process: response to oxidative stress.